AGAGCAUUAGAGGACAGUGUCAGAGAGCACGAGCCGUGUCGAGCCGUUUCUCCUCCUCUCAGCGGUUACCGCAGCACUUCACUGUGUCACGGGUCAUAUGAGCAGCACUGAUGAGCCGCCACAGGUCCUGCACAAAGAGUCACUCCACCUGUUUUGGACGUAACAGGCGAUUUUGCAGAGGGACUCUACAGAAGCCUGGAUGGACAAAAGAUGAGGAUGAGAAGCUGCAUGGACUGGUGAAGGAGUUUGGGUGCAGCAGCUGGUCUUCAGUUUCUCUGCAUUUUAAAGGUCAGAGGUCAGAUGUGGAGUGUCAGCGGAGGUGGCAGCAGAUAAAGAAUCCAGAUCUGGUCAAAGGUCCCUGGACUCAGGAGGAGGACGAGAGGGUCAUUGAGCUGGUUCAGAAGUACGGCGUGAAGCGCUGGUCGCUCAUCGCCAAGCACCUGCGGAGUCGUAACGGGAAGCAGUGCCGCGAGCGCUGGCACAACCACCUGAACCCGACGGUGAAGAAGAGCAGCUGGACGCUGGAGGAGGACGGCGUCAUCUGUCAGGCCCACAGGCUGCUGGGAAACCGCUGGGCCGACAUCUCCAAGUUGCUGCCGGGCAGGACAGAUAACGCCAUCAAAAACCACUGGAACUCCACCCUGAAGAGGAGGGUGGAGAAGGAGGGAUACCUGCAGGUCCUACACCUACACAACUCCUGCAUCAGCUCCUCCAACACCUCCUCCAACUCCUCCUACUCCACCAGACCAGCAUCCAGGACCCGCAGCCCCCCCGGCACAGCCAACAUCUCCACCAAGGCUGACGGUGUGUCCACUGUCAAGGACGAGUCCAGCUGCAUUUCCUGUGGUCAGAGCGUGUGUGGGUGCCAUGGCAACCAAGCCCACCCAUGCUCCAUCUGUGUCCCCGCCCCCUCCACCUCAGGUUACAGCUCCUCACUGAGCAUGUGCGAGCUGACGGCGCCCAUGGACCUGAUGGAGACGAACCCAGAGACCUGGAGCUGUGGCCCAGAGGAAGUGACAUCAUCGCUGUCCACCUGCCUGUACAGACAGGACGCUGACCUGUCAGUCAUCAAUCUGAGCACCAGUUAUGUUACAGGUUUGAAGGAGCAGCUGGUGACCAGUGAGGAUGGAGCCUCCUUGUUAGACUCCUCCUCCUCCUGGAGCAGAGGCAGCAGGGCGGGGCCUCUGACGUUCUCCCCCUCUGAGCUCUUCAGUCUGUGCGGUGUCGAGGAUCUGAAGUUACAGCAUCCAGCUCUCACCUCCACCCCCGUGUGUUCCCAUAAACACUCCACCAACACCAACCAGGGCGACUCCUGCAGCCACAGGACGCCCUCAGAGACCAGGGAGAGGGUCAGAGCGCUGUGGACGGCAGCGCCUCAAACACCAACGCCACUGAAGAUCAACAAGAGAGAAGACGAGGUUCCAGUUUGUUCAAGCAGAAUGAUGAACGUGACGUGGGAGGAGCCAAGUGUGGAUCCUGACAGUCAGCAGUCCAGCAGCAGCUCUGAGGUCCAGGGAGAGAGUCUGCUGAGCUCCAUCCUGCAGUUCCAGAGAGAGUCCAGCUCCACCUCAGUGGUCCAGAGACAAUCCAGCUGUGUCCCACAAGUCCAGAGAGAGUCCAGGUUUGUCUCCAGCUGUGAGGAGUUUGGCUGCUUCCCGUUGGACGGACGGACAGAGGUGUGGUGGUGUCAACAGUCGGUCACUUACCUGCACUCUCCUGAAUGUCCCGCGUACAGACUGAACCCCUUUGAGCAGAGCGAGGACUUACAGGUGCUGAUGUUUGGGAAAACAGACGACCAGAUGAGUCUGACAGAGCAGGCCCAACUCUAUGUGGAGCCCUGAUCCUCCUCGACCAUCAGGACCAUCAGCUGGCAGGUAUCAUCCUCAUCCUCAUCCUCAUC
Messenger RNA from Epinephelus lanceolatus (giant grouper), 1900 nucleotides. The record is from RefSeq and is a predicted model, not a curated record. Lineage: Eukaryota; Metazoa; Chordata; Actinopteri; Perciformes; Serranidae.